Molecule: messenger RNA, 4016 nt
Organism: Nymphaea colorata (pocket water lily)
Lineage: Eukaryota; Viridiplantae; Streptophyta; Magnoliopsida; Nymphaeales; Nymphaeaceae
Product: putative multidrug resistance protein
Exons: 7
Coding region: 27-3761 (1244 amino acids)
Biological process (GO): transmembrane transport
Cellular component (GO): membrane
Molecular function (GO): ABC-type transporter activity; ATP hydrolysis activity; ATP binding
Source: RefSeq, a predicted model, not a curated record
GAGCUGAAGAGCUGUUACAAAAAUCUAUGGAGAGAAGCGUAAAGGGAGACGAAGAGGCCUCCAAAGGGAAGGGCAGUAGCAAAGGCAUCAUCUCCAUAUGGACCCUUUUCAUGCACGCGGACGGUGCAGAUAUGUUUCUCAUGGCCCUCGGCUUCAUCGGUGCCGUGGGAGACGGCAUCACCCUCCCUGUGAUGCUGUUGAUCAUGAGCAAGUUCAUGAACAACCUGGGCGAUGGCCCUUCCAAUGAUUCCUCAGUCUUCGUCAGCAGAAUCAACCAGAAUUGCCUGAUGCUCCUGUACAUGGCGUGCGGUUCUUGGGUCGCUUCUUUCCUCGAGGGCUUCUGCUGGACAAGAACCGGAGAGAGACAAGCGUCCAGAAUGAGGGUCAGGUAUCUGAAAGCAGUGCUAAGGCAAGACGUCGGAUAUUUUGAUCUCAAGGUGUCGAGCUCAUCGGAAGUUGUGAACAAUGUUUCUAAUGACAGUUUGGUGAUCCAAGAUGUCCUCAGGGAGAAGGUACCAAAUCUGAUAAUGAAUGUAUCAACAUUUAUUGGGAGUUACAUAACAGCAUUUGUAUUGCUAUGGAGGUUGGCUUUGGUGGCGUUUCCUUCUGUGGUCGUCCUAAUAAUACCAGGAUUGAUGUAUGGGAGGAUCCUCAUAGGGCUAGCAAGAAAAAUGUUGGAGGAGUACAACAAGGCAGCAGUUAUAGCAGAGCAAGCAAUAUCAUCAAUAAGGACCGUGUAUUCCUUUGUGGGGGAGAGCAGAACCAUGGCUGAGUUCUCUAAAGCACUGGACGGUUCGGUGAAGCUGGGGAUUAGGCAGGGUUUCGCUAAGGGUCUCGCCAUUGGAAGCAAUGGCAUAACAUUCGCUAUAUGGUCUUUCAUGGUUUGGUAUGGCAGCAGAUUAAUCAUGUAUCAUGGUGCUAAUGGAGGGACGGUCUUUGCAGUUGGUGCCUCCAUUGCGGUUGGUGGCCUGACCCUUGGCACAGCUCUUUCAAAUAUGAAGUACAUCACCGAGGCAUGUUCAGCAGGGGAAAGAAUCAUGGAGGUGAUCAGCAGAAUCCCAGAGAUCGACUCAGACAACAUGGGAGGAGAGGUUCUAGAGGAUGUGAGGGGUGAGAUUGAGUUCAAGAACGUGGAGUUUGCCUACCCAUCAAGGCCAGGAACAACCAUAUUUGAGGAUUUUUCCCUUAAGGUUCCGGCAGGCGAGACUCUUGCGCUAGUUGGCGGCAGUGGAUCCGGCAAGUCCACCGUGAUUUCGUUGCUCGAAAGGUUCUAUGACCCACUGGGUGGGGAUAUCUUCCUCGAUGGGGUGAGCAUCAAGAAGCUGCAGCUCAAGUGGCUCAGAUUACAGAUGGCCUUGGUGAGCCAAGAACCAGCUCUGUUUGCGACCUCAAUAAAAGAGAACAUCCGGUUUGGCAAGGAAGACGCUACGGAAGAGGAAGUUGACGCCGCAGCCAGAGCUGCCAACGCCCACAUUUUCAUUUCUCAGUUGCCACAAGGAUACGAUACACAGGUUGGGGAGAGGGGCAUCCAAAUGUCUGGUGGCCAGAAGCAGAGGAUUGCCAUCGCUAGAGCCAUAAUCAAGUCGCCAAAGAUCCUUCUCCUAGAUGAGGCAACCAGCGCAUUAGACUCAGAAUCAGAAAGGGUGGUUCAAGAGGCCCUGGAUCAGGCAAGAGUAGGCCGGACGACCAUCAUCGUUGCUCAUCGUCUUUCGACGAUCCGUAAUGCAGAUACAAUAGCAGUCGUUCAAGGAGGGCAAGUGAUGGAAGUUGGAUCACACGAAUCGUUGAUCCAGGAUGAGAAAGGGCUGUAUUCUUCACUAGUGAGAUUGCAAAAGACAAAGGACAAGGAGGAAGGACAGAACUCGUUGGCUCAAGAGAACCUGAUAGGUGCAACAAGUAGGAGUAUGAGCGGUAGAAUCCAAAGGUUGAGCAGGUCAAGCUCCAUGGAUUCAGCCGCAUCGACGCAAACAGAUAUGGUUGUGAGCCCAUCUGAGCCUGUUUCUGUGCCUUCAUUCAAGAGGUUGUUGCUUAUCAACAGAUCAGAGUGGAAAGAGGCCCUCACCGGCUGCAUUGCAGCCACUGCCUUUGGAGCCAUACAGCCUACCUAUGCCUUGGCGAUGGGCAGCAUGAUAUCGGUCUUCUUCCUCCCCAGCCACAGCGAGAUCGAGAACAAAGUCCGAAUUUAUGCACUUAUUUUUGUUUUCUUGGCCGUCUUCUCCUUCCUAGUCAAUAUAAUUGAACACUACAAUUUUGCUGCCAUGGGCGAGGCUCUAACAAAACGAAUUCGGGAGAGAAUGCUCUCGAAGAUUCUCACCUUCGAGGUUGGCUGGUUCGAUGAGGACGAGAACUCUAGUGGAGUCAUAUGCUCUAGACUUGCCAAAGAUGCCAAUGUGGUGAGGUCCUUAGUCGGUGACAGAAUCUCUCUCCUGGUUCAAACCGCCUCUGCCGUGGUCAUAGCUUGUACCAUGGGUCUGGUCAUCGCGUGGAGGCUCGCCAUCGUCAUGAUCGCAGUGCAGCCCAUAAUUAUAAUUUGCUACUAUGCAAGGAGAGUUCUGCUGCAGAACAUGUCGAAGAAGGCGAUUCGAUCACAAGACGAGAGCUGCAAGUUGGCUGCAGAGGCAGUGUCAAAUCUUCGAACGGUGACAGCCUUCUCCUCACAAGCCAGGAUUCUAAACAUGUUCGAACUUGCACAAGAGGCACCUAACAGAGAAAGUGCAAGACAAUCUUGGCACGCCGGGGUUGGCCUGGGCACAUCCCAGAGUUUAAUGGCUUGCACUUGGGCUCUUGACUUCUGGUAUGGAGGCCGGCUCAUUUCUGAUGGCUACAUCGGCGCCAAGCAGCUUCUUCAGACAUUCUUUGUUCUAAUAAGCACCGGUAGAGUCAUAGCCGACGCCGGCAGCAUGACCUCAGACCUAGCCAAGGGUGCAGACGCAGUGAGCACGGUGUUCUCGAUCCUUGACAGGUACACCAAGAUCGAACCCGAUGAUCCGGAGGGGUACAAGCCCGAAGCACUCAAAGGACAAAUAGAGCUCAAGGAUGUCGACUUUGCGUAUCCAUCCAGGCCAGACAUUAUGAUAUUCAAAUCAUUCUCUCUAAAGCUAGAAGUUGGCAAAUCAACCGCAUUGGUAGGACAAAGUGGGUCAGGGAAGUCGACGAUCAUCUGUUUGAUAGAGAGAUUCUACGACCCGAUCAAAGGCGUGAUAAGGAUCGAUGGCAGGGACAUAAGAUCAUACAAUCUGAGAUCAUUAAGGAAACACAUAGCACUGGUUGGCCAAGAGCCGACCCUGUUUGCAGGGACAAUAAGGGAGAACAUAACGUAUGGUAAGGAGAACGCGACGGAAGCAGAGAUCGUGGACGCAGCCCGGGCAGCUAAUGCUCACGAGUUUAUUGGCUCGCUUAAGGAUGGAUACGAGACAUGGUGCGGAGACAGAGGGGUUCAAUUAUCAGGGGGUCAAAAACAGAGAAUAGCCAUCGCAAGGGCCAUCCUGAAGAACCCGGCCAUCUUGCUUUUAGACGAAGCUACGAGUGCACUAGAUAGCCAGUCAGAGAAGGCUGUACAAGAAGCACUGGACAGAGUCAUGGUGGGUAGAACCAGCGUGGUGGUAGCGCAUAGACUUGCCACCAUCCAAAACUGUGACACCAUUGCUGUAUUGGAGAAUGGAAGGGUGGUGGAGAAAGGCAGCCAUGGUGCACUGUUAGCCAGGGGAGGGUCCUACUUUUCCCUCGUCAAACUGCAGAAUAGAAGCAAAGGCAGCAAGUAGGUUCGGCCAGGCCAAAAGAGGAAGCCUGAUUUGAUAAACAGAGAUGUCGUUGUCUUGGUUCAUAGUGCCGGUACGGGAUCCACUAAGAGUUUCUCUUCUCAUUUUUCCUUUUUCCUUCAAAGGUGACACUGUCGGAGAUGAAUGAGGAGAGCACCAUGGGAAGGGAUGGGCGACCUAUCUUUUCUACAUGUUUUGAUGUUUGUGAUAUGUAUCUAUUUAAUUAUUUGACAUAAUGAAUCUCUCUCUCUUUUUCUC